Molecule: messenger RNA, 756 nt
Organism: Copidosoma floridanum
Lineage: Eukaryota; Metazoa; Arthropoda; Insecta; Hymenoptera; Encyrtidae
Source: RefSeq, a predicted model, not a curated record
AUGACCUGCUUCGCACCUUCGAUAUCCUUGAGCAUUGGGAGAAGCUCCAAGCUCCGCAGGGCCGCAGGCAUCACCGACGACAACCAGCGCUACAUCCUGCUCGUUGGAGCCCUCAGCGGACCAGCUGUUUCCGAACUCUCGGACAUCAUCGCCAACCCCCCAACGACCGGACGCCUCAAGGCGAUCAAAGACGCGAUUUUGGCCCGAUUCCAGAAAACUUCCGACACUCAGCUGCGCAAGCUGUUUGGCCAGUUGCAACUGGCAGACUCCAAACCGUCUCAGCUCCUGCGCCAGAUGAAAAACCUCGUGGCUGGCAAAGUCACGGACGAGAUCCUCAAAAUCAGGUGGCUUGGCCUUCUUCCCCCACAGGUUAACGGUAUCCUGCGGAUUAUGAAGACAACCACCUUAGACGAGCUCAGCGCCAUGGCUGACGAGCUCAUCAGCUCGGUCCCGGCCGUGAACACCGCUGCCGUGACUCCACCAUCCACGUCCCUCACUGCCUCGGUCGCCGCCGCCGGAUCCGGCCUGGCUCAAGAGGUCGCUGACAUCCGGAAGAUGCUUAACGACUUACUCCUCGAUAAACAGCAGCAACGCGGUUGGAGCCGAUCCAGAUCGAGCUCUUGCGGGCGGAGCAACCAAGCAGCCUCCACCGCUGACAACCCAGAUUUGUGCUUCUUCCACCAAAGGUUCGGCCCAGCGGCCCGGAACUGCCGCGCACCCUGCACCUACGUCGCGCCAAAGCCGGGAAACCAUUAG